GGCUUAUCCAUGGAUAACACUCAAAAAUAAAUGAGGCCUGCAGCCAAGCAGAACUGCAGAUCACAGAAAGAUUGCAGCCAAUACAUAUCUUCGCACGCCCACCACUUCUCCUGUCAGCAUUGGACCUCGUUAGAUGUUGCUCGGUUAAUCUCCGCCCUAUGCUACGCUUUCCAUAUUAUAUGUGCUGGUUGCUUGCCGAGGGUGUGAGAUAAUCGUCUUAUUUAGCAACGCAAAUUCGUCUCCCUUUCUCUACAGAGGUCUGAUGAGCCAAAUUUUAAUGGCAAUAGCAUUUUAGCAGAGACGAACUCGCUCCAUCUACUUCACUGACAUCUCUUCUGGGGAGAAAGGGAGCAGUUGAACCCGUCGUGGUUGGUUACUAGCGCUGCGAAACGAUAAACGUGAGGGAAAAAGAUAUCGAGCAGCCGCAAUUGUUGCUUCCAGACAUCGAAACUGCAAUAUCAGUUGAGGACUUGAGUGAGAAGUUAUUAGUAUCUAUCGACCUUGAGCUCGCAGCAUCAGCAGCAGCUCCAAGGAGUAAACGCAUAACAGCUGGCGGUACAUAUCUCCCGUCUUCCACCGACUAAGAUUGUACCCAUUUCAUGCUGUGAUCAGGAUGUUGCUGGUGGUUGUUCUCGUCCUGUCCUGUCUUGGGGUGAUGUUAAAAAAAAGCAAGAAAGUUCGCUAACGGUUGUAAAUAAUCUCGACCCCGGAAUAACAUUUUCCCGGCCAAAACUCCGUUUUCGACUUCCGCUUCAACCUCCGCAACAAGACCAAGAUAAAUCAAAAGAAAACCCCCGUCGAGAAAAGCUAUCCUCUCUACGCCGGGCACAAUGGCGACUCCCAGCAGAUACAUGUCAUCUCUGACGAGAGGCAUCGUAUCUGCAUUCCGACCUUCCAUACGACCCAGCUCUGCGGCCGUCCUCCCCUUCCUAUGUCCUAUACAGCAGCAGGCAAGAAAUGCCCAAGUUAGAGCUAAGUCGAAAAAGAGCACUAAGGCCAAGAAGAAGUACAAGACCUAUAUUCAACAUAAUAUGAAAGAGGCGAUCCAAUUCACACUUUGCGAUGCGAUGAGAUGGAUCCGCGCAUUCGAAGUAGGAAGACCACUUUCAUCUGUCAAAUACGAAGUUCACGUCCGACUACGCUCGACCCGAGGUGGUGCCGUCGUCCGCAACCAGGUCCGCCUUCCACACUCCGUCCAGCCACUCGCUCGCGUAUGCGUGAUCUGUCCUCCAGACUCGAAGGCCGCAAAGGAAGCUGCCUCAGUGGGCGCUGAUGUAAUCGGCCAAGAAGAAGUUUUCGAACAAAUUAAAAAGGAAAAUAUUAAUUUCGAUCUGUGUAUCUGCCACACUUCGAGUCUGGCUGCCAUGAACAAGGCCGGGCUGGGCCGAAUUCUCGGUCCCAAGGGCCUGAUGCCCAGCGCCAAGCUGGGCACCGUGGUAGAUAACAUUGCGAAGACAGUGCGGAACAUGCGUGGAGGAACGUCCUACCGGGAAAGAAUGGGUGUUGUCAGAGUGGCAAUUGGACAGUUGGGCUUCUCGCCUGACCAGCUGAAGCAGAAUAUUGUCACUCUUAUCUCGCAAUUGAAGAAGGAUGCUUCUAUGCUAGAUGAGGCGUCCAAGGACGUGUUGGAAGUGGUUUUGAGCUCAACCAACUCGCCCGGCUUCAGUUUGAAUGGGGACUUCAGAAGUCCAGAUUCUCCUCCCGUCCAUGCCUUAACGGGACUUUGAAUCACAUUACAUUGUAUAAAUAGUUGUCUUCAUUUCCAGUGUUUAAAUACAUGGCGUUCUAUGGUCUCCUUUGAUAAAGAGAAAUAAAUAAAUCCGCACAUAACUCCCAAAACUCCGUGAUAUUGCCCAACCCUCGUUUGUCCAAUCUACCAGCAAGAAAUCAGGAAAUCACGUAUUAAAUUUCCAGCUUCUUCACGGCUGUUUCUGCGUCAGUAAAGUCAUCCGUUUUCUCUCCGAUAAGCUGAUACAGGCUCAUGACAGACUGUAAUUUUUGCUCCCGGUUCUUCCCAUAUUGUUUCGUCUGCUGUAAUACAGUUUUCAAAUCCAGCAUCAGUGCCGCUUUUAUUCGCUCCAUUCUAUCCUCUUGCUGGACGAUAAACGGAUGCUUCUCGCCCACCCUCCCACAAAUCGUCCUGAUAUAUAAAUACUUGCGUAUGUGUCGGUCGAGUCUAGAUAGAGAUACCAUCGGGGCGCGACCGCUGUCACCUCCACUUACACCCAUAUCACCGUCAUCGUCGGGCCCAUCACUGUCCUCUGUUUCACUUUCGAUAAUCCCAUCCGAGUCGUCAUCGUCGCCAUCGCCACCAACCCCGCCAGUAGUUUCCACCUGCCAUUUCUGCUUCGCCCUCUCAUCGG
Messenger RNA from Blastomyces dermatitidis ER-3, 2363 nucleotides. RefSeq names its product mitochondrial large ribosomal subunit protein L1. The transcript is spliced from 4 exons. The record is from RefSeq and is a predicted model, not a curated record. NCBI's taxonomy places the organism in Eukaryota, Fungi, Ascomycota, Eurotiomycetes, Onygenales, Ajellomycetaceae. Bases 831 to 1727 code for a protein of 298 amino acids.